AUGUUCCAGAGGAUCAAAGGCGCAAUUGACCGCACCAUCGCCGAAGAGCAAGCCCGCCAGAAAGCACUUGCCGAUCCGAAGGCCGCCGGCUCUACGACUCCAUCUCUAUCACGAUCCGCCAGCGGCACCGGUGCCUCCUCUGGCGCCCGGCGACCCCGACCCAAGAAGGCCAGCCAGGAUGUCUCCAAGGACGCCUCCACUGCCGAGCCGCUCGUCAACCCUGACCCCGCCGUGUUCGAAGCCGCCUUUGUCAUAGACGACGAGGACAUGAGCCGCGCCACCACUCCAAAGCCCUCGACGGGGGAGACAGAUGCAUCCGCAGCUAAAGAAAAUGGGAAUGGGCAAGAGGCGGCAGCACCCGAAUCCAAUGGAGAUCAACCUCCUGAUGGCGCAUUGGACAAGCACAAUGAGAAAGUCGAAGGAUCGGACCAGCAUGCCAUGCCUGCUACCGCCCCCAGCAAGGCCACGCCUCCCGAGCUUCCCGCCGAGGUGCGAUCAAAGCUGCGGAAGCUGGAGAAGCUCGAGGCGACAUACCCAGAGCUUUUACGUUCCUACCGAAUCGCCCAUAGUCGAGCGACGUCUAUUGAGCCCUUCGAACGAGCGCUGCGAGAGAACACCCCGCUCACAUCCAUCAAGGACCCCGACGCCCUGGUCGAGUACUUAAAUCAACUCAAUCUCAAGGGAGACAUGGUCAUGGACGAGUUCAAGCGCGUAUCCGCCGAGAAAGAUAGCUUCAAGCAGAAAUACGAGAAUGCAGACAAAGAGAUUGCUGCACUCAAGGAGAUGGUGGAAUCACUUCGCGCGGGCAAGUCAGAAGAGGCCGUCGCCCAGGACAAGGCGUCUUCGGAAGCAGCUCCGGAAGAGGAGAAAGGGGAUGAUCCCGCCACACAGCACUCACGCUCACCAUCUGCGACUAAGUCCCCUGUCGCUCAAGUCCUCGGCAUCUUCUCGCCGAAGCAGAAACCGCAGAUUCCUGCGGAUAGCACUGCGGACAAGGAAAACGACGAGGACUUUUUUUCCUACGACAAUGAGAUUCCCCAGCUUCAGGCGGAACUCGAGGCAAAGUCAAGCGAGAUCGAGAAGCUGAGGGCCGAAAUCACCUCACUCAGGGACGAGCUAUCCACCGCUAAGGAGAAUAGUUCAGGCCUGGUCGAAAGCCUUGAAAGUGCAACGAGGGAACUCAGCGAGUCACGAGACACUGUUGCGGUCUCCGCCUCGCUCCAGACGCAAUUGGAUGCGAGAAACAGUGAGAUUGCAUCUCUGAAAGACCGCCUCGAAAAAGCUCAAUCGCAACUGAAGGAACUCGAGUCUCAAGUCGAGCAGCAGAAAGCUUCUUCAGCAUCCGCGAUCAAGGAGCACCAGGAUGAGAUCGCCACGUUCACUGCCAAGUCCACCGAGCUUGAGGUAGAGGCGAAGAAGGCCGCCGAGGCCAAGUCGAUCUUAGACAAGAGAGUUGCUGACCUAAGUAGCCAGAUCGACUCACUGAAGGAGUCCAAGCUAGAGGGUGAACAAAAGCUGCAAGAAUUGACCAAGAAACUUGAAUCUCCUACGUCAGCGCCAGACACUCUCGACGUGCCGACUUCCCAGCCAGCGGCAUCGUCGGCUUCCUCCAAAAAGAACAAAAAGAAGAAGAAGAAGGGCGGCGCUGGGACAGCUGGGGCCACCCCGGCAACCGAAGCCACGGCCGGCGAUGUCUCCGAUCAACCUCCCCCCUCACCAGUUGGUACGGCCGAUGCUGAGGCACUGCGCGCGGAAAUUGCAGAGUUGAAGGAGGAUGUUCAACAGAAGGACGCUCAGAUUGAGAGGCUCACUAAGCAAAGGAAGACGGAAGAUGAUCUACGGGAAGAGAUUGAGACAUUGCAGGAGAAUUUGCUGACCAUCGGCCAAGAUCACGUCGAGGCGAAGGAGAAGAUCAAGGCGUUGGAAGGAGAGAAGGCCACUCUGAAAGAGCGUAUCACUGAGCUCGAAAAGGAACUGGAAACCUCGUCCGCCACAUCGCAGUCAAAUUCCAAACUCCAGAGCGAGUUUGAGUCUCUCAAACGAGACUAUGAGGAGAUAAGGGCCAAGAGCUCAACAUUGCAAUCGGAUCUCGGGGCAGCUCAGCAACUUGCACAAAGCCGAUAUAAGGACCUAACCGAUCUACGGGAGGUUCUACAGAAGGCACAGCCAGAGCUCAAGAGCCUCCGCCAAGAAUCUGCUACGCUUAAAACCACCAAGGAGGAGCUGACUUCGAAGACGGCCGAAUUACGAGCCCUAGAGAAGAGGGAAAAGGAACUCAAGACGGAGAUUACGAGAGCACAGCGCCUAGCCGCUGACCGUGAGGCGGAGAUUAAGAACCUCCGUGAAAAACUCACUACUGAGACGAAUACUCGUCUUCGGUUGGAAGAUGCCCAGCGUGUAUCCGGACGAGAUCUUCGUAGAACUGAAGCCGAGAAGAUCGAACUCAGCGCGAAGGAAGAAAAGGCCUCGAGAGAACUGCAACGUCUUCAGGACGAGAUGGCAAAGGUCCAGCCACGAAUUAAAGAGCUAGAAGAGGAAACCACAAGGAUGCGCAAGGAGCAGGAGGUACUCCGAGAAGAGGCGGAGCUCAAGACAUCACAGUAUGCUAACGCUCAAAACCUCCUUGGCAGCAUGCGCGACCAGACUGCCGAGUUGAGCAUCCAGCUCAAAGAGUCGCAAGGACAGGCGGAAAGUCUCGAUGAAGAGCUUGCAGAAUGCCGAAAGCUUCUUGGAGAACGAACUCGUGAGGCGGAGACGAUGCGUCGACUCCUUGCCGAUGUCGAUGAGCGCGCUGACAGCAAAGUCCGCGAGAUGAGAGCCCGACUUGAUGCUGCGAUUGAAGAACGUGAUCGGCUGGAGGACGAGUCGAGUGCCCUGGCAAGGCGCAAAGCUAGGGAGACGGAGGAACUGAAACAGAAAAUCCGUGACGUGGAGAGGGAACUGAAGACCAUCUCUAAUGAGAAGGAUGACCUAGAGCAUCGCGAGCGAGAGUGGAAGCGUCGCCGUGAGGAGUUGGAGGCAGUUGAGCAAAAGGCCGAUGCCGAAGUCAACGAAAUGCGAUCGACAGUCUCAAAUCUCCGAUCCACGCUUGAUGCCUCAGAACAACAGGUCAGAGAUGCCGAGAAGGCCAAAUCGGAUUUGCGACGCAUGUUAGACGACUAUCGCAUACGCUAUGACAAACUAUCAAAGGAGGCCAAGUCGCUCCAGUCUAAGCUCAGCAACACAGUAAGCAGCUCAGGUAGAAGCUCAAUGGACUCCAAUAGGUCUGGUGCACUGAACGGUUCGGGAGCUCCUACCCAGCAGGGGACUCCGGACGUCAUGUAUCUGAAGACCAUUCUGCUACAGUUCUUAGAGCAGAAAGACAACAAGCUCCGAGCCCAACUCGUACCGGUGCUGGGGAAGCUACUAAGAUUUGAUAAAGCCGACGAACAGAAGUGGCUGGCGGCUGUCCAGCAUAUCAGCGCUCGGUAG
Molecule: messenger RNA, 3471 nt
Organism: Phaeoacremonium minimum UCRPA7
Lineage: Eukaryota; Fungi; Ascomycota; Sordariomycetes; Togniniales; Togniniaceae
Product: putative viral a-type inclusion protein repeat protein
Exons: 4
Coding region: 1-3471 (1156 amino acids)
Cellular component (GO): Golgi apparatus
Source: RefSeq, a predicted model, not a curated record